AUGAUGAUGGAGAAUCUCUGGGCUAUAUUUUGUGGGCAAUCUACUUGUGCAAGAAGCAGUUUUAAGCACUGUAAUGCUCGGUUCGUGCUUAUUACUCGUCCUUCUUCAUGUAUCAACCAUGCUUCCAUUCUUUGUUUCGAUACACUGCUUCUAGUUAUGCUCUUAUAUAACUUCAUUUGCAAACAUUUUUCAAAGAAACUUGAGCAACGAGCUCGUAGUACACAGUUCUCAAUCUUGCAAAUACUGUCAGCUGUUUUUAAUGGCAGUCUAGGACUUGUUUACUUAGGCUUUGGUAUAUGGAAGUUGGAUAAAAAGUUGACAAGUGAUCAUUUUAUUUCACCUAAUCAUUGGUGGAUUCUGUUUUUCUUUCAUGGAGUUACAUGGUUGUUAGUGGGACUAACAAUAAGCCUCAAAGGAGAGCUUUUCACGAAACUCCGAUUACGAGUUUUGUCUAUCUUAGCUUUCCUCUUUACAGGGAUUUUCUGCUUUCUAGCAGUUUUUACCACCAGAGUACACCAUAAGGUGACAGACAAGGUGGUUUUAGACAUUUUAUCUUUUGUAGGAGCAAGUUUGCUCUUGUUGUGUGCUUACAAAGGGCACACCCCAAACAUGGUGGAAAUUGACAGCAGUAAAAUUAACUCAACUGCUCAAGCUACCCCGUUUGCUAAAUCCGGGUUGUUCAGCAAGAUGUCAUUCUGUUGGUUAAAUCCAUUGAUGAAAUUAGGCAAGAAGAAGAUUUUAGAAGAAGAUGACAUACCCAAAUUAAGAGACAUAGAUAUGGCAGAAUCUUGUUAUUCGCGGUUUAUGGACCAGUUGAUUAAACAUAAGCAAGCUAAAUCGUCACCAGAAUCCUCCAUAUUGUGGACUAUUGUUGCAUGUUACAGGGAAGAGAUUAUGAAAUCAGGGUUUUUCGCGUUACUGAAGAUACUUUCAAUUUCAGCUGGACCCCUUUUGCUGAAUUCCAUCAUUUUGGUUGCUGAGGGUAAAGAAGAUUUUAGAUAUCAAGGUUAUCUUUUGGCAGUUUUGCUCUUCUUUUUGAAGAUGAUGGAGUCUUUGUCACAAAGGCAAUGGUACUUCAAGACUAGACUGAUUGGCCUAAAUGUAAAGUCCAUUCUUACAGCAGCAAUUUACAGGAAGCAACUACGAUUAUCAAAUGGUUCGCGGAAGAUUCACUCGGGUGGUACGAUAAUGAAUUAUGUAACUGUUGAUGCAUAUAGGAUCGGGGAAUUCCCUUUUUGGUUUCAUCAAACUUGGACUGCAGUCCUCCAACUUUGCUUCGCAUUAGUUAUUAUGAUCCAUUCAGUUGGACUUGCAACGAUUGCAUCAUUAGUCGUGAUUAUAUUAACCGUGAUUUGCAAUACCCCGCUUGCCAAAUUACAGCAUAAGUUUCAGAGCACACUAAUAGCUGCUCAAGAUGAUAGGUUGAAGGCUUGCUCCGAGGCUCUUGUGAAUAUGAAGGUGCUAAAGUUAUAUGCCUGGGAGGUACACUUUAAGAACAUCAUUGAAGCAUUGAGGAAAGUGGAAUACAAAUGUAUAUCAGCAGUGCAGUUGCAGAAAGCAUACCAUAGUUACCUCUUUUGGGGCUCUCCUUUAAUGGUGAAUUGCGCUACAUUUGGUGCAUGUUAUUUGCUCAAAAUUCCUUUACAUGCUAGUAAUGUUUUCACCUUUCUUGCAACUUUGCAACUGGUGCAAGAGCCUAUCAGACUUAUUCCUAAUCUCAUAAGUGUAGUGAUUCAUGCAAGACUUUCAUUCGCACGAAUUGUGAAGUUUCUAGAAUCCCCAGAGCUUCACAUUGAAAAUGUCAGGAAGAAGUGUAAUUUGACCAGCACAAACCCGCACGUCAUCUUAAUGAAGUCAGCAAAUUUGUCGUGGGAGACAAAUCCAUCAAAGCCGACAUUGAGAAACAUAAAUUUGAAUGUUCUUCCAGGUGAAAAGGUAGCGAUAUGUGGAGAAGUUGGCUCAGGAAAAUCAACCUUGCUAGCAGGAAUUCUUGGAGAAGUACCAUAUAUUGAUGGAACUGUGGAAGUUCAUGGGAGGAUUGCUUAUGUUCCCCAGACAGCUUGGAUCCAAUCAGGGACAAUACGUGAGAAUAUUCUUUUUGGAUCUGCCAUGGAGGACCUGCGAUACCAAGAAACAAUUUGUAGGUGUUCAUUAGUAAAGGACCUUGAACAUCUACCUUGUGGUGACGAGACUGAAAUAGGGGAGAGAGGAAUCAAUCUAAGCGGUGGUCAGAAACAACGAAUUCAACUUGCUCGUGCAUUAUACCAAGAUGCUGAUGUAUAUAUUUUGGAUGAUCCAUUUAGUGCUGUUGAUGCACACACCGCAACUAGCCUCUUGAAUGAUUACGUCAUGGAAGCUCUUUCUGGAAAGACCGUAUUGCUUGUAACACACCAAGUUGAUUUUCUUCCCGCGUUCCAUUGUUGUAUACUAAUGACAGAUGGGGAAGUUCUUCAUGCUGGACCUUAUCAUGAGUUAUUGGCUUCGAGUAAGGAAUUUUCGGACCUUGUAAAUGCGCACAAAGAGACUGCGGGAACUGAAUCAAUGGCUGAAGUCAGUACAUCAGAAAGACAUAAAUCCUCUCCAAAAGAGAUUAAGAGACUCAACAUGAAGAACCAAUAUGAAGCAAUAAAAGGGGGUCAGUUGAUUAAACAAGAAGAAAGGGGAAUUGGAGACACUGGUUUAAAGUCAUACUUACUAUACCUGAAUCAGAAUAAAGGUUACCUGUAUUUUUCUAUUUUUGCCCUUCUUCAUCUCGCCUUUGUGUCUGGCCAGAUAUUACAGAAUACUUGGAUGGCCUCUGGCAUUAACAACCCACAUCUCAGCAAACAAAAACUGAUUGUGGUUUAUGUCAUAAUUGGAUUCUGCCUGACAACAUUUUUACUGAUGAGAUCUCUUGCAGUGGUAGCAUUAGGGUUAAAAUCAUCAAAAUCUUUAUUUUCUCAGUUGCUAAACUCUCUCUUCCGAGCUCCAGUGUCAUUCUACGACUCAACACCUCUUGGAAGGAUUCUAACUCGGGUGUGUAAUCAAGUUCUCAUAAGUUCCAUUUCAUCUGAUUUGAGCAUUGUGGAUGUUGAUAUCCCCUUCAGCAUCCAGAUAACCUUUGGAUCUACUAUUAUUGCAUAUGCUACUCUCGGAGUAAUGAUUGUCGUCAUCUGGCAGGUCUUGUUUGUCACAGUACCUGUCAUCUACAUUGCAAUACAAUUGCAAACAUUUCAACACUUUAUUUUGCACCAGAAGAAUGGAACUAACCAUGAAAUAGCUGAAUCAUACUUCGGCACAUGGCUUAUCUUUACGCGUUACUACUUUGCAACUGCAAAAGAGUUGAUGAGACUCGAGGGUAUAACCAAGUCCAUGGUCGCAAACCAUUUAGCUGAAUCUGUAGCCGGUGCCAUGACAAUUAGAGCUUUUGAGGAGGAAGAUCGUUUUUCUGCUCAAAAUCUUGAUCUUAUUGAUACAAAUGCAAGCCCAUUCUUCCACAGUUUUGCAGCUAGUGAAUGGCUAAUACAACGGAUCGAGACCCUCAGUGCCAUAGUUCUUGCAGCUGCAGCACUGUGUAUGGUUUUGCUUCCUCACGGUACUUUUAGCUCAGGCUUCAUCGGACUGACACUAUCAUAUGGUCUCACAUUAAACAUGGUUAUGGUGGUCUCACUUCAAAAUCAAUGCAUUUUAGCCAACCAUAUUAUUUCCGUGGAGAGGCUUAAUCAAUACAUGGAUAUACCAACUGAAGCUCCAGAAGUCAUCGACAAUAUACGCCCCCCACAAAACUGGCCAUUGGUUGGUAAAGUGGAGAUAUGCAAUUUGCAGGUAAGAUAUAGACCAGACACACCAUUAGUUCUUCAAGGAAUCACUUGUACAUAUGAAGGGGGAGAUAAAAUUGGUAUUGUUGGUAGGACUGGCAGUGGGAAGACUACCCUGAUAGGGGCAUUGUUUCGCUUAGUCGAACCAGUAGGAGGGAAGAUAGUAGUUGAUGGCAUCGAUAUAUCUUCAAUCGGACUUCAUGAUCUAAGGUCUCGUUUUGGGAUUAUUCCUCAAGAUCCUAUUCUCUUCAAUGGCACGGUACGAUUCAACUUGGAUCCGUUAAGCCAGCAUAAUGAUGAAGGAAUCUGGGAGGUGCUUGGCAAAUGUCAGCUAAAAGAAGCUAUCAAAAAGAAAAGCCACGGGUUAGAUUCCUGGGUUCUUGAAGAUGGAUCCAAUUGGAGCAUGGGACAGCGACAACUGUUCUGUCUAGGACGUGCUUUGCUGAGAAAAAAUAAGGUAUUGGUCCUUGAUGAAGCGACUGCAUCCAUCGAUAAUGCAACUGACAUGAUUCUGCAGAAAACAAUAAGAACAGAAUUUGCUGAUUCCACUGUGAUCACUGUAGCCCACAGGAUACCGACAGUAAUGGAUUGCACAAAGAUCCUUGCCAUUAGUGAAGGAAAACUGAUGGAAUAUGAUGAGCCAAUGAAGCUAAUGCAGAAAGAAGGUUCACUAUUUGGCCAACUUGUCAAGGAAUAUUGGUCUCAUAUCCAUGCUGCUGUUAAAGAGGGCAUACCCCCAAACAUGAAGGAAAAUGACAGCAGUAAUAUUGAUGCAACUGCCCAAGUUACUCCGUUUGCCAAAUCCGGGUUGUUCAGUAAGUUGUCAUUCUGUUGGUUGAAUCCUUUGAUGAAAUUAGGCAAAAAGAAGAUUUUAGAGAAAGAUGACAUACCCAAAUUACGAGACAUAGAUAUGGCAGAAUCUUGUUAUUUGCAGUUUAUGGACCAGUUGAAUAAAAAUAAGCAAGUUAAAUCAUCAUCAGAAUCCUCCCUAUUGUGUACCAUUGUUGCCUGUUACCGGAAGGAGAUUCUGAAAUCAGGGGUUUUCGCGUUACUGAAGAUACUAUCAGUGUCAGCUGGACCUAUUUUGUUGAAUUCCUUCAUAUUGGUUGCUGAGGGUAAAGAAGCUUUCAGAUAUGAAGGUUACUUUUUAGCAUUCUCGCUCUUCUUUUUGAAGAUCCUAGAAUCUUUGUCACAAAGGCAAUGGUAUUUCCGGACCAGAGUGAUUGGCCUAAAUGUAAAGUCUGCUCUUACAGCAGCAAUUUACAAGAAGCAACUACGAUUAUCAAAUGGUUCGAGGAAGAUUUACUCGGGUGGUACAAUAAUGAAUUAUGUAACUGUUGAUGCAUAUAGGAUCGGGGAAUUCCCUUUUUGGUUUCAUCAAACUUGGACUGUAAUUCUCCAAGUUUGCUUCGCAUUAGUUAUUAUGAUCCAUUCAGUUGGACUUGCAACGAUUGCAUCAUUAGUCGUGAUUAUAUUAACUGUGAUUUGCAAUACCCCACUUGCCAAAUUACAGCAGAAGUUUCAAAGCAAAUUAAUGGUUGCUCAAGAUGAUAGGUUGAAGGCUUGCUCCGAGGCUCUUGUGAAUAUGAAGGUGCUAAAGUUAUAUGCCUGGGAGGCUCACUUUAAGAAUGUCAUUGAAGCAUUAAGGAAAGUGGAAUAUAAAUGUUUAUCAGCAGUGCAGUUGCAGAAAGCAUACAAUUCUUUUCUCUUUUGGACAUCUCCUAUAAUGGUGACUUGUGCUACAUUUGGUGCAUGUUAUCUUCUCAAAAUUCCUUUACAUGCUAGUAAUGUUUUCACCUUUCUUGCCACUUUGAAACUGGUGCAAGAGCCUAUCAGACUUAUUCCUAAUCUCAUAAGUGUAGUGAUUCAUGCAAGACUCUCAUUUGCACAAAUUGUGAAGUUUCUAGAAGCACCAGAGCUUCAGAUUGAAAAUGUCAGGAAGAAGAGUAAUUUAACCAGCACAAACCUGCACGCCGUUUUAAUGAAGUCAGCAAAUCUUUCGUGGGAGAUGAAUCCAUCAAAGCCGACAUUGAGAAACAUAAAUUUCAAUGUUCGUCCAGGUGAAAAGGUAGCUAUAUGUGGAGAAGUUGGUUCAGGAAAAUCAACCUUGCUAGCAGGAAUUCUUGGAGAAGUACCAUAUAUUGAUGGAACAGUGGAAGUUUAUGGGAGGAUUGCUUAUGUUUCUCAGACAGCUUGGAUCCAAUCAGGGACAAUAUGCGAGAAUAUUCUUUUUGGAUCUACCAUGGAUGACCUGCGAUACCAAGAAACUCUUCGUAGGUGUUCAUUAGUAAAGGACCUUGAACUUCUACCUUACGGUGACAUGACUGAAAUAGGGGAAAGAGGAAUCAAUCUAAGUGGUGGUCAGAAACAACGAAUUCAACUUGCUCGUGCAUUAUACCAAGAUGCUGACGUAUAUAUUUUGGAUGAUCCAUUCAGUGCUGUUGAUGCACACACCGCAACUAGCCUCUUAAAUGAUUAUGUCAUGGAAGCUCUUUCUGGAAAGACUGUGUUGCUUGUAACACACCAAGUUGAUUUUCUUCCCGCAUUCCAUUGUUGUAUGCUAAUGACAGAUGGGGAAGUUCUUCAUGCAGGACCUUAUCAUGAGUUAUUGGCUUCGAGUCAGGAAUUUUCGGACCUUGUAAAUGCACACAAAGAGACUGCUGGAACUGAAUCAUCAGCUAAAGUCACCACAUCCGGAAGACAUAUAUCCCCUGCAAAUGAGAUUAAGAGACCAAACAUGAAGAACCAAUGCGAAGCAAUAAAAGGGGGUCAGUUGAUUAAAGCAGAAGAAAGGGAAAUCGGAGAUACUGGUUUAAAGCCAUACUUACUAUACCUGAAUCAGAAUAAAGGCUGUCUGUAUUUUUCUAUUUUUGCCCUUCUCCAUCUCGCCUUUGUUUCCGGCCAGAUAUUACAGAAUACUUGGAUGGCCUAUGGCGUUAACAACCCACAUCUCAGCAAACAAAAAUUGAUCGUGGUUUAUGUCAUUAUUGGAUUCUGCAUGACAGUACUUUUACUAAUCAGAUCUCUUGCAGUGGUUGCAUUAGGGUUGGAAUCAUCAAAAUCUUUAUUUUCUCAGUUGCUGAACUCUCUCUUUCGAGCUCCCGUGUCAUUCUAUGAUUCUACACCUCUCGGGAGGAUUCUAAGUCGGAUUUCAUCUGAUUUGUGCACUGUGGAUGUUGAUAUCCCCUUCAGCUUCAUGAUCACCUUUGGGGUUACUACUAUUGUGUAUGCUACUUUUGGAGUGCUGGCUGUCAUCAUCUGGCAGGUCUUGUUUGUCACAGUACCUGUGAUCUACGUGGCAACACGAUUGCAACGAAACUACUUUGCAACUGCAAAAGAGUUGAUGAGGCUCAACGGUAUAACCAAGUCCAUGGUCGCAAACCAUUUAGCUGAAUCUGUAACUGGUGCCAUUACAAUUCGAGCUUUCAAGGAAGAAGAUCGUUUUUUUGCUCAAAAUCUUGAUCUUAUUGAUACAAACGCGAGCCCAUUCUUCCACAAUUUUGCAGCUAGUGAAUGGCUAAUUCAACGGAUUGAGACCCUUAGUGCCAUUGUUCUUGCAGCUGCAGCAUUGUGUAUGGUUUUGCUUCCUCGCGGUACUUUUAGCUCAGGCUUCAUCGGUAUGGCACUAUCAUAUGGUCUCACAUUAAACUUGGGAAUGGUGGUCUCACUUCAAAAUCAAUGCAUUUUGGCCAACCAUAUUAUUUCCGUGGAGAGGAUUAAGCAAUACAUGAAUAUACCAAGCGAAGCUCCAGAAGUCAUCGACGAUAGACGCCCCCCACAAAACUGGCCAUUGGUUGGUAAAGUGGAGAUAUGCAAUUUGCAGGUAAGAUAUAGACCAGACACACCACUGGUUCUUCAAGGAAUCAGUUGCACAUUUGAAGGAGGAGAUAAAGUUGGUAUUGUUGGUAGGACAGGCAGUGGGAAGACUACCCUAAUAGGGGCAUUGUUUCGCUUAGUCGAACCACUAGGAGGGAAGAUAGUAGUUGAUGGCAUCGAUAUAUCUUCAAUCGGACUUCAUGAUCUAAGGUCUCGAUUUGGGAUUAUUCCUCAAGAUCCUACUCUCUUCAAUGGCACAGUACGAUUCAACUUGGAUCCAUUAAGCCAACAUAAUGAUGAAGAAAUCUGGGAGGUGCUUGGCAAAUGUCAGCUAAAAGAAGCUGUCAGAAAGAAAAGCCACGGUCUAGAUUCCUGGGUUGUCGAGGAUGGAUCUAAUUGGAGCAUGGGACAACGACAACUGUUCUGUCUAGGACGUGCUUUGCUGAGGAAAAACAAGGUAUUGGUCCUUGAUGAAGCGACUGCAUCCAUCGAUAAUGCAACCGACAUGAUUCUGCAGAAAACAAUAAGAACAGAAUUUGCUGAUUCUACUGUGAUCACUGUAGCCCACAGGAUACCGACAGUAAUGGACUGCACAAAGAUCCUUGUCAUUAGUGAUGGAAAACUGAUGGAAUAUGAUGAGCCGAUGAAGCUAAUGCAGAAAGAAGGUUCGCUAUUUGGCCAACUUGUCAAGGAAUAUUGGUCUCAUAUCCACGUUGCUAGUUAGUCGUAUAAAAAAUUGGGCACUAGAUAGGCUGAGCAGUUUUCUUUGGGUGAAAAGAGCUAUAUAUUAAAGUGGUACGAGGCCUGAUGAGCAGUUUAGAAGCUAUGCAAUUGCACUGAAUGUACGAGUGACUAAAAU
Molecule: messenger RNA, 8472 nt
Organism: Beta vulgaris subsp. vulgaris (sugar beet)
Lineage: Eukaryota; Viridiplantae; Streptophyta; Magnoliopsida; Caryophyllales; Amaranthaceae
Product: ABC transporter C family member 10
Exons: 21
Coding region: 1-8337 (2778 amino acids)
Biological process (GO): transmembrane transport
Cellular component (GO): vacuolar membrane; plant-type vacuole
Molecular function (GO): ATP binding; ABC-type transporter activity; ATP hydrolysis activity
Source: RefSeq, a predicted model, not a curated record